Molecule: messenger RNA, 1718 nt
Organism: Brachypodium distachyon (stiff brome)
Lineage: Eukaryota; Viridiplantae; Streptophyta; Magnoliopsida; Poales; Poaceae
Product: flagellar attachment zone protein 1
Exons: 15
Coding region: 127-1464 (445 amino acids)
Source: RefSeq, a predicted model, not a curated record
UGUCCCGUUCCGCUACCUCGCCCGCGGCAUCGCGGAACCGGAGGAGUUCCGGGGUUAGAAGGCGCUUCCUGAUUCCUCCGUUCCAAAAUCUCCCAAUUCUCCCGAACCGAUCCGACGCUCUUCGCAAUGGAAUCUCUCCACGCCUCGAGGGGCCGCCGCACCCUGGAAGAGAUCCGGCAGAAGAGGGCCGCCGAGAGGAUGCAGCAGCAGAAUCCGCCCGCUGUAGCGGCAUCCCACGUUGACCCUUACGGGAACCAAAGAGCCGGAGCAGAGCUGCUUGCUCGAGUUCAACAACUUGAAAAUGGAAGAAUGGAAUUGGAGAGGGAAAACCAAAUGCUGUUGUCCAAGUUUGCGGAGAAGGAAGUCGAAAAGGAUUCCCUGGUUAACCGGUUGAAUGACCUUGAGAAGAAUGUAGUACCCUCCUUGAAAAAGGCUCUGAAUGACAUUUCAUUGGAGAAAGGUGCUGCCAUUGUUGCUAAGGAGGAUGCUCUAGCGCAACUCAGGAGCAUGAAGAAGCGGCUGAAGGACGCAGAAGAGGAGCAAUACAGGGCAGAAGAAGACUCUGCAUCCUUGAGGGCACAGCUAAAUACCCUGCAGCAGCAAGUAAUGAGCAACUCUUACAGUGGGUAUGCAGUGGAAACAUCAAGCGAGAAAACUCUUGCCAUGGAAAAGGAGAUACAAGAUUUACAGGCUCAGCUAAAACAAGAGUCACUGCUAAGGCAACAGGAGCAGCAAAAACUGGCUGAAGAAUCCCUACUGAGGCAACAAGAUCUGCAAAAGCUAGCUGAAGAACAAUCCCUUACUGCUUCUCUUCUGGCUGAAAAGCAAGAGAUGGAUAACAAAAUUGCUACAAUAACAAAGAAAUCUUCAGAAGAGGCUUCUGAAUUGGCUGCACGCAAAGCAUUUUCGAUGCAAGAUAGAGAAAAACUUGAAAACCAGUUGCAUGAUAUGGCUUUGAUGGUUGAGAGGCUAGAGGGCAGCCGCCAAAAGCUGUUAAUGGAGAUUGAUUCUCAAUCAUCAGAAAUAGAAAAUCUGUUUGAGGAGAACUCGGCCUUGUCAACUUCGUACCAAGAAGCUGUGUCUGUUACAAUGCAAUGGGAGAACCAGGUUAAAGAUUGUUUGAAGCAAAAUGAAGAGCUCCGUCUCCACUUAGAGAAGCUACGAAUUGAGCAGGCUAACCUGUUGAAAACAAGCAAUAGUUAUAUCCAGCCAGAUGGGCAAAGUGAGACCAGCAUCUCAAAUCCACCAGAAUUGGUCACGGAGAAUCUCUCUCUAAAGGACCAACUCAUCAAAGAACAGAGCAGAUCUGAGGGGUUGUCGGCAGAAAUAAUGAAAAUGUCAGCUCAACUUAGAAAGGCAGUCCAAGCACAAAAUAACCUCACACGCCUAUAUAGACCUGUACUGAAAGACAUAGAGGGUAACCUGAUGAAAAUGAAACAAGAAACUUAUGCGACGAUCCAAUGAUUAACUGCAUAUGAGUGCAAACUUCAGCGAUGACAACACUUGUACAACCACCCUGGAUGUGCUAGUUUCUCACAUGUUGUUCUCAAGAUUGUGUUGCUUUACAAAUUAUAUGUGCAUUUUUUCCUGUCUUCCGGCUUCCCGCGAAGGCCGUCCUUCAUUGUAGAGUUCGAUCAACACUGCUGUACAUGCGCAGUUGUGCGACACUGAAUUUGGCGAAAUGACAAAAGUAAAAUCAGAUUCUUUCUUUUUCCAGA